AUGUACUACAAGGAUGCAUCUCAGAUAUCUACUUACUAUGGCACCUCAAGCUACACCGUUUCAAACACAGGACUCAGUGACAACGGCUCCUUUUAUCGUAAGAGGGGCCAGGCAAUUGAAGGGAAGACACUCAUCCUUGUCUGCUCCAUGGCUGAAGGUAGAGAGAAUGUCACACUCUCCUGGCACAGAGAAGACACAAGGGAGAGUCUAGGGAGGAAAAGUCAGUGUCCCCAGAAAGCAGAGCAGGAGAUAGCUGUUAUCAGAGAGAACCAUGCCAGGGGAUACUACCAUAUAGAAGACAAUGGCUAUGGCCUCACACAGAGUGAGGCAGUGAACAUCACUAUCUCAGCUCCAGUGUCAUGUCCUCUCCUCAUUUUUAGUGUUCCUGGGGCCCAGGUCUUCUUUGGGGACACGACGGAGCUUCACUGGGAAGACACGAGAGCAUCUCCCUCCUUUCUAUACUGGUUUUACCAUGAAAAUGUCACUCUAGGGAACCCCUCAGUGUCUUUUGGAGGAAAAGCAUCCUUCAACCUCUCUCUGACAGCAGAGCAUUCUGGGAACUACACUUGUGAGACUGACAAUGGCCGGGGGGCCAAGUGA
Messenger RNA from Equus quagga, 600 nucleotides. Its product is annotated as Fc receptor-like protein 2. The record is from RefSeq and is a predicted model, not a curated record. The transcript has 3 exons. NCBI's taxonomy places the organism in Eukaryota, Metazoa, Chordata, Mammalia, Perissodactyla, Equidae. The coding region runs from base 1 to 600 and encodes 199 amino acids.